Molecule: messenger RNA, 404 nt
Organism: Photinus pyralis (common eastern firefly)
Lineage: Eukaryota; Metazoa; Arthropoda; Insecta; Coleoptera; Lampyridae
Product: U6 snRNA-associated Sm-like protein LSm8
Exons: 4
Coding region: 97-387 (96 amino acids)
Biological process (GO): mRNA splicing, via spliceosome
Cellular component (GO): U6 snRNP; precatalytic spliceosome; U4/U6 x U5 tri-snRNP complex
Molecular function (GO): RNA binding
Source: RefSeq, a predicted model, not a curated record
GUCGAUUAUAACCUAAAACUUUAACGGUUGACUCUGGAGGUGUCUCCUUACCGUCCGUUAUUGAGGUUAUGAUUUUCGUUUAAAAAACGUUAAGCGAUGUCUUCAGGUUUAGACGUUUUCGUGAACCAUACCGUCGCAAUAAUCACGUCGGAUGGCCGAAACUUUAUCGGCACUCUCAAAGGAUUCGAUCAGACCAUUAACAUCAUCCUCGACGAGUCGCACGAGCGCGUGUAUUCGACGGCGACGGGCGUCGAGCAGGUCAUGUUGGGCUUACAUAUCAUAAGGGGCGAUAACGUGGCGAUCAUAGGGUUAAUUGACGAAGAAUUGGACAAUAGACUUAAUUUGGCCAGUAUUAAGGCAGAACCUUUGAAUUCUGUUGUACAUUAAAAGUUAAAAGUUGUGAA